AUGGCAGCUUUAGAGUCAAUGCCGGAGAGCCCACCGGAGCACGAGGAGACUCUGCAUGAGCCCAAAACACAGGGCACUCGCCCCAUGCCAGAUGACAUCCGAUUUGACGCCAUUGUCAAUACUGUGGCAUUACAUCCUAAGGAAGACAUUCUUGCUGCAGGGGAUAUCGACGGAGACAUAUAUUUAUACUCUUACUCUUGCAAUGAGAAAAACAGAGAGUUAUGGUCAUCCGGACAUCAUCUGAAGUCUUGCAGGAAAGUAGCGUUCUCAUGUGACGGCCAGAGGUUAUUCAGUGUGUCAAAAGACAAAGCCAUACAUGUCUUGGAUGUGGAGUCUGGAAGACUGUUAACACGUGUCCGGAAAGCCCACAGUGCUGCCAUCAACACUGUGCUGUUGGUAGACGAGAAUGUGCUUGCUACAGGGGAUGACGAAGGCACCCUGAAAGUGUGGGACCUGCGUAAAGGCACAUCAUUCAUGGAUGUAAAGGAACAUGAAGAUUACAUUAGUGAUAUUGCAGUCGACCAAGCCAAGCGGAUAUUACUCACCUCCAGUGGUGAUGGGACACUUGGUGUCUUCAACAUUAAGAGACGAAGAUUUGAACUUUACUCUGAGUACCAGGGUGGAGAUCUCACGUCGCUCUCCAUUAUGAAACAGGGCCAGAAGGUGAUCAGUGGUUCCAGCCAAGGUACAGUGUACAUCUUUAACUGGAAUGGAUUUGGUGCACCCAGUGACCGUUUUGCCGUGCAGGCAGAGUCUGUGGACUGCAUGGUUCCCAUCACGGACAGCUUACUGUGCACUGCAUCUAUGGAUGGAGUCAUUAGAGUCAUCAACAUCUUACCAAACAGAGUCAUGGGCAGCAUUGGACAGCAUGUUGGAGAGCCAGUGGAGGAGAUUGCUUGCUCACAUGAUAAGCACUUCCUGACAAGCUGUGCACACGACCAGUUGGUCAAAUUCUGGGACAUCUCCAGUUUACAGGACAUACAAGUUUCUGAUUAUCGCCGCAGAAAGAAAAAAGACAGCAGACUCAAAUCUAUGAAUAACAAGGCAUUUGGUGCUGGAGAUGACUUCUUCUCUGGAUUACUGGAUGCGACGGACGAAAAGGCAGAACAAAUGGAAGAGGAAAGCAGCGGCGACAGUGACAGUGAUUGAAGGCUGUAAAACUGCAUUAUCAGCCAAGCUCCUCUGAUAGCUAUUACCCCGUAUGCAAUUUUGGACCACAGCAACAUGAACUAAAUUUGAAUGGAUACACUUCAAACAGGCUGAACUUUUCCUGAAAGUCAUUAGCUGCAGAGGUCUUAAAGAAGGGAAGUCAUAUGCGCCUUUGAAAUUGUUUUAGUUCUAACUCAGUACUGUUACAAAGAUGGACCACAGCAAAGUCUCAGUCAAAGAACAGAUAACUCUUUGUAAUGUCGUUAUGAUGUCAGUCUAGUGUUUGUCAGAUGGAAUUAUGAGGAUUUGUAAAUGUUUAAAGAGGAGGAAGUGUCAAACUUUGCACCCAGAUCAGUGAAGGGACAGGUGAAUGAUAUGAUUAAUUUAGGGGGUGGGAAUCUAGCUGUAGUGUUGCUCUGAAGCCUGGCAUUUGAAAUGCUUGUUCUCCACCUUGCUGACCAUUUACUCAAACAGCCAUCAGUAGACUCCAAGGGCCCUUUUACUCUUUUUGUGUGCAAGUUUACAGUUUUGUCUGGCCUUGUUAAUACUAAUGAAGCACUGACUGCUGGAGAUUUUAACAAGCUUAGGGACGUUGAAAGUGACUGUCUGAGCCCAGCUUUUGCAUGUGUCAUCCCUCAGGUUGCACCUUGAUCCCAAGGUACAGUGUGUCAUUUGUACUGAAAAUAAAGCUGC
Chanos chanos (milkfish) is the source of this 1842-nucleotide messenger RNA. RefSeq names its product WD repeat domain 55 (gene wdr55). The record is from RefSeq and is a predicted model, not a curated record. The coding region runs from base 1 to 1149 and encodes 382 amino acids. NCBI's taxonomy places the organism in Eukaryota, Metazoa, Chordata, Actinopteri, Gonorynchiformes, Chanidae. The transcript has 8 exons. Gene Ontology annotation, molecular function: protein binding.